GAGUAUUGAUGUAUCACAAUACGGCCUUAUUACCUCCGUAAGCGAUUCUGGUCCCCAGAUACCAAUCGGAAAUCAAAGAAAAAACUUCAUCGUGAGGGCUGGAAGUCCUUUUAUUGGUUGGCGAGAGCGCAGCGACUGAUAUAUUAGUAGAAAAGGUGCUCGUGUCUUUUUCCUGUCUGCUGCAGAUUUUCGUUUAGAUUGCCUAUAAUCGGUAUCUUUGGUUGUUAAUUAGCAAUAAAUGUAUCCACGGUAUUUCAUACUCAAAGAUGGAUCUCAUGGGGUUACUUGCAACAUUAGCUUGCAUUCUGGUGACUUUCCACCAAGCACAAUCCUUAAGGUGUCUAAAAUGCUUCUCGUACAAAUCUAUGGAGGAUUGCGGCCGUCUGCAAACCUCAGAAGAGUGUGGCCCGGGCUACGACCGCUGUCAGAACACCACUGUUGAAGUCUACGUGGAGAUGAUGAAGGAGAGGAUCACGGGAUAUUCCUUAGGAUGCGCACGGAGCAUGGACUGCCACGAAAACCGCUGUGCAAAUCACUUUGGGAUUCAGAUGGGUCAGUCUAAGUACAUCAGGUGCGACAUCAGGUGCUGUGGCUCGGAUCACUGCCCUGAAGGGAAAAACGCCACCUACCUUACCCCACCCCCGACGGUAGUGGGAGGACAACCGAAUAAAGGGGCACGCUCUGGAGCUGACAGUGCGCAUGCGUCGACUAUAGGACUUAGUGCGGUGGUCGUUAUGACAACAUCGCUGUUUAAUUUGUUGCUUCGCUUUUAAAGGGGCUCUGCGCGUGCGCGGGCUCAUAGGGAAGCUGAAAAUCCACCUAAAUGUUCGGCCGUUUUAUUUUCUAAGAUUUUCUAUCGAUAUUUUUAGUACUUAAUCCCUGUAAUUGAUGGUCGUAUAUGUAUUUGAAUUACGCAUUUUAAAUAAUAUACUAAGUACUGUCUUACUUGAAAGA
Nematostella vectensis (starlet sea anemone) is the source of this 954-nucleotide messenger RNA. RefSeq lists its product as uncharacterized. The transcript is spliced from 2 exons. NCBI's taxonomy places the organism in Eukaryota, Metazoa, Cnidaria, Anthozoa, Actiniaria, Edwardsiidae. The coding region runs from base 267 to 773 and encodes 168 amino acids. The record is from RefSeq and is a predicted model, not a curated record.